Molecule: messenger RNA, 948 nt
Organism: Ipomoea nil (Japanese morning glory)
Lineage: Eukaryota; Viridiplantae; Streptophyta; Magnoliopsida; Solanales; Convolvulaceae
Exons: 5
Coding region: 137-745 (202 amino acids)
Source: RefSeq, a predicted model, not a curated record
CGCUCUCUAUAUUUACAUAUACAUUGGAGCUCAUAUGCAUUCAGAUACACGUACACACAAACGCAGAGAAGCUGCAAUGCGGUUCAGCCUAUAGAACUUUCUCUUUUCAGUUCUAAUCUCAGUCUCUCUCCCCUCAAUGGCGGUGGAUUCAAGCGCAGAGGAGGUGAGGUUCCUUCUGGACUGCGAUUUGUAUAGCCAAGAGGCCCCAAUUGUUACUGUGUUUCCUGAUGGAGGAACCAUCGACCAACAAUUUGAGCCGCUUUUAGAUCCAAAUCUAGCAAAAAAUACAGUGCCCGUUGAUACCCAAUCAAGUUGCCGAAGCCACAUCAAACAGAAGAUGAACAAUACGGAAAAUUAUGCGACAUAUGUGGAUGUGGAUAUUGAGAAAGGGAAGUUGGAGGUUCCUAAAGCUAAAUGUGCCGAAGAAACUGCUGGUAGUUUAAAGAUGGAAGAUUCUUUAGUAAGAAUACUGCAGAGAGAAAUUGCGUCACAACUGGGAGGAAAGUUCAUGCAACUGUUAAUGAAUAACAGCCUUGAGUUACCCAAGUUAAUUUCUAGAGAUAAAUGCGUGAACGAGAAAUCCUAUGAUAUGUCUACCAAUAGAUUGAGGAAAUACAAGCGCUCAGCCUCUUUCAAUUCAAGAAGAGUGGUUCUCCUAUUCUCAAUUCUGUCGAGCAUGGGAACACUCGUACUAAUAUAUCUGACGUUGAGAGUUAAACAGAUCGCUGAAAGUGGUAACGUGUGAUUGAACUUUGUAGUAAAAGAGGCUUGUUAGGAAUUUUUCUUUUCCCCAUUUCACUUUUUUUCUUUUUCAAGGUAGGUUUUUCUUUUAUUGUAUAUAUAUAAUAUAUAUAAUUCGAAUUUGAAAUUCAUGUAUUACACUUUUCGGUGUUCCCUUGUAGAUAAGCUCAUAAGCUAUCGGAUGUGCCUCCUAUUUAUUAUUAUUAU